GGCAGCCGGCGAGCCGCGCUCAUUCCUUAGGUGGGACGGACACGUAGCGAGACAUACGUGUGCGCAUCGUUCACAGUAUUCCCCUUCCGUAUCCUGUUCGCGAUCGAGCUGUGCGAACCGACGAGCGCGAGUCAAGUCGUUCUUCAAGUGGGUUCAGUGAGAGACACGAGGAAGACAGUGCUACGCGAGCGAAAACAUGGCCGACAGUGGUAUCAAGCGCAACAUUCCCAUCAAGCUCGGUGAUUUUAGCGUAAUCGACACCGAGUUCUCCAACAUACGCGAGCGUUUCGACGCCGAGAUGAAAAAGAUGGAGGACGAGAUGUCGCGGUUCCGCAGCGAGCUGAUGAACCGCGAGAGCAACAACUUCUUCAAAAGCACCACCAGUAUUGAUCUUUCUUCUGGAUUUGCUCUCCGCCGGCACGGAUCGUCAAUACGAUCUACGAUGAUCCUGGACGAGGAUCUCUAUCCGCCCAGACAUAAAACGGUGAUCAAGUUUCGUCGGCAUCACUCGAGCACCAGUGAGCACCGUACGUCGACGACCUCGAAGACCGAAGGUUGGGACAAGACCGAUCCUGCAGCACCGCCAAAACGUUCCGCGUUCGACUGCUUCAAAAGUACCACCACGCAACAGAGCACCCAAAACAGCAGCUCCUUGAGUCCUCAGCAUGAUCAUGCCUGGCUGGAUGGCCUCAACAGCCCCCUCAUCCAGGAUGAGGGUGACAACAAGAUGCUGAAGCUGCGCUUCGAUGUUUCGCAGUACACGCCCGAGGAAAUCGUUGUCAAGACUGUGGAUAAUAAGUUACUGGUCCACGCCAAGCAUGAAGAGAAGACGGAAAGCAAAUCGGUAUACAGGGAAUACAAUCGGGAAUUCCUGUUGCCGAAGGGAACCAACCCGGAGAGCAUUAAAUCGUCCUUGAGUAAGGAUGGCGUACUCACCGUGGAGGCACCCUUACCAGCGAUUGGCUCAGGCGAGAAAUUAAUCCCGAUCGCGCAUCAGUAAAUUUGCGAGACGAAUCGCGAGAAAAUCGAUUUCCUUCUUUUUAUCCUGCUCCAACCAUCGUGCGACUUAUUCCCCAAAUUUCCAUUGGAAUUCCCUUUCCUUUCCGCAUCCUUUUUCCGCGCAUCCAUUAUAACAAUCCCUCUCGAUAUAAAUCGAUUUAUCUGCGCGAGAAAGUGACCAAUUUUAACUGAAUAGCGAAAACAGCGAUCGCACUAAAGGUCGCGUAUCGACUCACAUUAACUAAAAGGGAAAGUCAAAACGUAAAUCAAUGUCAAAGUGCUAUAAAAAAGCAAAAAUUCAAACAUAUUUGAUAAGGUGUUUUUCUUUUUCAUACGAGCGGCUUUAUUCCUUUGAUACAACAAAGUAUUUCAGAUUUCCUUGUAGAGAAUACCGUAACUUUUUUCAAAAACAUGCAUUGCCUUGUGAAAAAAUGUAUUUCUAGUUAGAUGUUUUCCGAAAAGCUGUGAAAACUGUACCGCUUAUACAAAUAUACAUAUAUACCUG
This is a messenger RNA of Ooceraea biroi (clonal raider ant), 1504 nucleotides long. RefSeq names its product alpha-crystallin A chain. The record is from RefSeq and is a predicted model, not a curated record. Lineage: Eukaryota; Metazoa; Arthropoda; Insecta; Hymenoptera; Formicidae. Gene Ontology annotation, cellular component: cytoplasm; nucleus. Gene Ontology annotation, biological process: protein refolding; response to heat.